AUGCAAGCACUGCGCCUGGCGCGUCCCCGAGCGUCUCUCCGCCCGUACGCCCGCUCAAUCACGGCGACGGCCAGCGGGCACGCGUCUGCGACCUCGCCCGCGUCGUCCUCGUCACCAGCUGCCAUUCCGCUUUCCAACGUGGAGGCCCAGUGGGAGCAGCUCUCCACCGACGAGCAGCUCACGGUCCACCAGCAGCUCGAGGAGAUCCAGAAGAAGGACUGGAAGUCCCUCUCGCUCGACGAGAAGAAGGCGGCUGGUAUUGCCGCUGCUGGCGUCGUCUUCGCAGCCGUUAGGUCCCAGGCUCCACCUCCACCGAAGUCGAUCAGCAAGGAGUGGGAGGAGGCUUCAAACGAGCGUGCGCUGGAACAGAAAAUGAAUCCCAUCACUGGUAUCUCUUCCGAGGGGUACAGCGGCAAGGGUUUCGUCACGCACAAGUAA
Molecule: messenger RNA, 438 nt
Organism: Fomitopsis serialis
Lineage: Eukaryota; Fungi; Basidiomycota; Agaricomycetes; Polyporales; Fomitopsidaceae
Product: cytochrome c oxidase subunit IV family
Exons: 4
Coding region: 1-438 (145 amino acids)
Biological process (GO): mitochondrial electron transport, cytochrome c to oxygen
Source: RefSeq, a predicted model, not a curated record